Molecule: messenger RNA, 1516 nt
Organism: Aureobasidium pullulans EXF-150
Lineage: Eukaryota; Fungi; Ascomycota; Dothideomycetes; Dothideales; Saccotheciaceae
Product: FAD-linked oxidoreductase
Exons: 3
Coding region: 21-1514 (497 amino acids)
Cellular component (GO): mitochondrion
Molecular function (GO): proline dehydrogenase activity; FAD binding
Source: RefSeq, a predicted model, not a curated record
CAAGAGUCCAAGUUACGGAAAUGCAGACACUCGUACGGACUACUCGCAGAGGAGCUUUCCCCGAGACAGGUCGAGCCUGUGUUAUAGCUUCGAUAUGCAGUCGACGAACUCUUCUCCAUGGCCAAACACAGCUCUGUCGACGAAGACACAAUUCGACACUCCUGACCUCCAGACAGCGGAAUACGUCUUCUCCAGAUGCGCCGACGAAGCCAUCCAGGCGGACGCUCCAAGUCAUACCAACUACUACGCUUGUACGAUCGCUUAUAGUCUUGUCAGCCACAAUGCUACCCGCAAAGCUGCUGGCCCUCCUCAUUCGCAUGACCAAGAAGCACGUUGGAAUCAUCGAAUCGAUCGGCCCACUGAGAUGGACCUUCAAGAAGAUGUUAUACGACAACUUCUGCAUCGGCUUUCGAAAAGAUGAGAUCUUAACCAAGACCCAGGAGCUUCGUCGCAUAGGCUUCACUGGCAUCGUUCUGGCGAAUGCCCGUGAGGCUCAACCUACUGCGGAUACGAACAUCGGAUCAGUCAUUGGUGACACUCAAUGCGAGGAAUGGGUUGAGAACAACCUUGAAUCAGUACAACAAGCUGACCCUGGAGACUAUGUCGGUCUGAGAUUCACCGGCGCUGGCACCGCGGCAGCCAAGUUCCUGGCCGACUUUUCGGCGGUUUGCAAGUCCCAUUCGCUGGAAGAAGCGAGCAAGAUUUACUCUGCCGACAUGGAACACUACGUCGCUCAGGUCAAGAGGGUUUGCGCUGCAGCCGAGGAGCGCCGAGUCCGCGUCCUGAUUGAUGCAGAAUCCUCAACGUAUCAGAGGGCUAUUGAUUGCGCUGCUCUGCAAAUCAUGGCGAGCUUCAAUACUUCGCAUCGAGCCUUGGUUCUAAACACCUAUCAAAUGUACCUGAAGUCCAACAUGGACAAGGUGAAGUUACAUCUGGACCACUCGAUUAAGUAUGGCUAUGUUCUAGGCAUCAAAAUGGUGCGAGGUGCCUAUCUCCACACCGAACUGGACAAACAAUCUUUGCACGUUUCCAAGCAACGGACCGACGAGGCUUACGACGCUACCGUACAAUUCCUAUUGCAGGAAGGGAAAGCAGUACCUUGGAAGGCCGACAUUAUGCUUGCGACUCACAAUGCUCAAAGCGUCCGCAAAGCUUUCGACCUAUACACUAGCACGCAAAAUUCUUCCAAGCAGAAUGGUGUACCCGAACCGCAGAUUCGCGGAAUGACCUUCUCGCAGCUGAUGGGCAUGGCCGAUGAAGUGUCUAUGGAUUUGGUCAACAAAAUUGACAUUGCGAAGAAGGAGGAACCUACCCGACAUCUCACAGAGAUGGAUGACACGAAUCCAUACCCUCGCCUUGGUGUUUACAAAUAUACUGCUUGGGGAAGCCUUCGCGACUGUCUUCUGUACAUCUUGCGAAGAGCUGAGGAGAACAAAGAUGCGGUUGCUCGGACUCAGGACACAGCGUUCGCGGUCAUGCGUGAGUUGCAGUCUAGAGUUCUGAGGAGAAUUUAGGC